UUUUUGUUUUAUUUAUUUUUGUUCUACUGUCCUAGCUUCCACAUAAACAAUACAGUUUCAUUUUCAUACAGUCAUUUAACAACCUUAUUUUUUACAUAAUGCUUCGCGGGUUUGUUGAUACGGUGGUUAUCAUUCUGACCGCUUUACUAGCCUUGAUAUCCUUGUCCGAGUUGGGUAUGUUUGCCGGGGUGCAGCUCAUCAUGAUCAAGAGACACCUUGUGUACACCAGGAGCUGGCUCUACUUCUUUAGAUGGGUCGUAUUAGCACUUUCUAUUUGCUUUUCAGUUAGACUGAUGGUUUAUAGUUGGUACUUGUGCCGCUGUGGCGGACGCAAACGCUCAAUGGAAAGCAGCUCAAACCGCACGUUCCCGUAUCUUUUCGGGCUCUUAUCGCUUAUUCUAGCACCGCUUUGGGCAGUAAUCGUUUCAUUCCAGGUGCGCGGCACCGACUCGACCAUGGUGGCAACAGCCUUCAACAACUUUACCUCUGGCCAGACAAUUGUUUUCCCGCUGGGUAAGGGAUUCCUGCUAAAGGACGACUGCCAUGCCAGCCCAUUUACCCAGAUUGAAUAUGGCGAGAUUACUUGCUCGCUGCUCAAGGCCAGCACUAUUAUAACCAUUAUUUUACUCGGUCUGUGGACUCUGUCCCUAAUUUUUGCAAUCUCCCUGGGCUUCCUUGUGCACCGCACUCGCUACGAGAACAAUACCGACAUUUACAUUUACCCUCGUGAGACUGCGGCACCCGAGCCCAAAGACUAAGAGAUGUAUAGGUCCUGUCUUUGUGUCUGCGAGACGAUGAACAUGUGGACCAGUCCAAUUAAUUGAUGUGGCUAUAUUUUAAUGUGUACAUACACGUGCAACAUCGUUGUCGGUUGACAGGGGCAACGCGUUCAAUAUUUUAAUUUAAAUAAUAAAUAACAAAU
Molecule: messenger RNA, 922 nt
Organism: Kickxella alabastrina
Lineage: Eukaryota; Fungi; Kickxellomycota; Kickxellomycetes; Kickxellales; Kickxellaceae
Exons: 1
Coding region: 99-758 (219 amino acids)
Source: RefSeq, a predicted model, not a curated record